Carya illinoinensis is the source of this 1023-nucleotide messenger RNA. RefSeq lists its product as uncharacterized. Lineage: Eukaryota; Viridiplantae; Streptophyta; Magnoliopsida; Fagales; Juglandaceae. The coding region runs from base 98 to 595 and encodes 165 amino acids. The transcript is spliced from 2 exons. The record is from RefSeq and is a predicted model, not a curated record.
CAUAGGUCCAUAAAUGAUAAAUAUCCCCAAUGCUCAAUUUCACCUUAGAAUAAGGGAAUAGCCUUAGAGCUCUCUUGUGGUCCUUCGACCUCCGCGCAUGCCCACCCCAGGGGCUGUGCUCGAGGUCUCCACCCCCAUGUCGCUACCUCCCGCGCAACCUCCACCACUUGAACAAUCGCAACCACCGCAGGCUAAGACGAUGAUAUCUCGGCUGUACAAGCAGCACUCGUGGUCCCCGGACGCCUUCCGCGAGCAGGCGUGGCUUCGGCGCAAAGGAAGCAGCAAGAAUCGCCGGAGCAAGAGCGUGACCGAUGAGGAUCUCGACGAACUCAAGGCCUGCAUCGAGUUGGGUUUCGGCUUCGACGACUCGUCUUCGCCCGAGAUGGAUCAACGCUUAUCCGACACUUUGCCUGCUCUUGGCCUUUACCACGCCGUCAACAAGCACUACAACGACACCGUCUCUAAGUCAACCACGACAGUGCCGUCUUCUUCCACGGUGUCCGAGCGCGAAUCUACUGAUCCGUCUCCCCUUGGUAGCACUAGUCCCCACAACCUCUUUGGCACCGCUGGUAAAUCGAUCGGAAACUGGCCGUGAAGGUGAUAAUCCGCAGGAUGUGAAGACGAGGUUGAAGCAGUGGGCUCAGGUGGUUGGUUGUUCGGUGCGGCAAAGUUCAAGCUAAUUCAGAUAUGAUUUUGUUUUGUUAUCAGGGUUAAGAGGAACCAAACCAGAGUUGCCAAAGUAACCAAGCAUCGACGUCAGCUUGCUUGAUAUUAUUUCCCCCCACCUGCUCUUGAUUGGCUUUGGUUAUUUAUUAAUUUGGUGAAAUGAAAUUAAGUAAAAACAAAGCCCAUUAAUUAAACAAAUGGAAACCAACUUGUACUGAGUCUGGGAUUGACUAUUUCUUUUUCCUUUUUUAAUAUGUUACGUACUUUGAUUUGGUUGUAUUUGGUGGUGUUGUUAGCGGCCUGGCCUGUCUUCUCACUUGGGUUAGGUCAUAUAUAAAAUAGAAAUGAUUUGGUUAA